CCUGUGGUAGCGGAAGGCUAGCCGUCGAGGGGGUUUCACUUACAUUAUUUUUGACAAAAAUCUUGGUAAAUUCUCUGAAAAGACCGUCAUUACAUGUCAAAAACACAUAUAGUAGGAUCGCUGUAACAGCAGUGUGUUCCAGGGCGGGUCAGUACCAGCCUAACUGCCGAGCAGAAGGUUUUAAACGGGGAAAGCUGUUUUUUUUUCCCAGUCUCCGUCACAGUGGAGCUAACGUUAGCAUUAGCAACCUAUUCCUGAAACCAUCCUGACCCCGAUUCUGAUAUUUAGUCCUAAAUUAAGAGGGAGGCGUUGAUGAGCAGUAAUGUCUGGCAUUGCUCUUAGCAGACUGUCUCAGGAGCGCAAAGCUUGGAGGAAAGACCACCCUUUUGGUUUUGUUGCUGUGCCGACUAAAAAUCCAGAUGGAACCAUGAACCUGAUGAACUGGGAAUGUGCCAUCCCGGGAAAGAAAGGAACCUUGUGGGAGGGAGGCCUUUAUAAACUCAGAAUGCUCUUCAAAGAUGACUACCCUUCCUCUCCACCCAAAUGCAAGUUUGAGCCACCCAUAUUCCAUCCCAACGUGUACCCGUCAGGCACAGUGUGUCUGUCCAUCCUGGAGGAGGACAAAGACUGGAGACCUGCCAUCACCAUCAAACAGAUCCUGUUGGGCAUCCAGGAGCUGCUUAAUGAGCCCAACAUUCAAGACCCAGCACAAGCGGAAGCGUACACAAUUUACUGUCAGAACAGGAUGGACUACGAGAAGCGGGUAAGGGCGCAGGCCAAGAAGUUUGCCCCCACAUAGAGAGGAGAGCUGCCCUCCGUCCCGCCUGAGCAGCCUGAAGCCACAGUGGUGACGAGCAGGAGGCAGGCAGCUCCUCAAGGACCACUCCAAUAACAAUCCACUUGUGAUUCAUAUUAUACUGUUACACAGGUGACAAACACGCCUGUUCUUUUUUCCUUCCUUUAUUUCUUUCUCUUCUUUUUUUAAACUACAAAAAUUCAAUAAGAUUAUGAUUGUAUCCGUCUUUGAGAAAUAUUUAUGCAUUUUCAAUGCAUAGCUGAUGAUGCUAAGACUCUGCUGUCAUUAUGACAUGUGUAACUUGUAUAAUUCAUAUGUCCAGUUUUAUCAUGAGUGCUCGGUUUACUCAUGCAUCCAUUAAAACUGUAAGUAAAGUUUUGGCAGAGCUGCACAAAUAACACGUCCUGUCCAGCUACGACGUGUCGUCCUCAGCUGUUCGCAGGAGAGGAGGAGAUUUUAUCUAUUUUACACUCUUCCAGUUUUUAAUUAAACCUUAGAAGCAGUCGGAGCCACAGUGGAAUUUCUUUCUUUCUUAUUAUAUACAUCCAUCAUGUCUGAGUUUUCAGAUAAGCAUCAAAAGAAAACACAAGUCAUACAAAGGACAAUCCUGGCACUUCAAAUGUUGGUGAUGAACCAAAUUGUGGCACUUAAUGUUGUUAGGAAGCGAAGCCCUGCCCGACUCGGAGGAGAAGGCGGUCGGAGUGAAGGGGCAGGAGAACCAGGGCUUUGCUUCCUCCAACCAUCCUGAAUCGCAGUUCAACACACUUGCUGUGAAGAUGCCGUUUGUGAAUCCAGCUGAGAGUGAAACUGUCAGUUGCAGUCGUGAACCUCAUGCACAUUCGUCCGUGUGUUGUCUUCUUCCAAAGAUGGUGUGCUAUCAUGUAACAAAACUGCGUAGUCAAAAUUAAGAAAACCUGUUAUCAUGUGUUUGUUUCGGCCCAUUUCAUUUGAUCAUCCUAUGCCAUAAUACUUCCAUCAAUUAACAUAAAUGUAUAUAAAAACCAAAAAUGAGUGACUGGCUAAAAGAAGCUAAAGGAUCCUCAUUGAGAUGGCCUCUCAACAACCACGUAAAGAAAAAGAAAGUGCACUUGAGAGGAAAUCGAAGGCCUGAUAUUUUUUGCCUCUAAAUAUACGAGUGCAUGUAAAUAAUAUAAAUAACAGAAAGCUGUGGAAGUACUGUUUUAUAUUGUUUCAGCCAGUUGACAUUAUGUGUGGUGUUAUAACAAAAGACACAAAUGAUGGUCUAAUAUUGUGAAAUAAAGUUGAAUAAAAACCAAACGGAUCAA
Messenger RNA from Cololabis saira (Pacific saury), 2082 nucleotides. RefSeq names its product SUMO-conjugating enzyme UBC9-like. Gene Ontology annotation, cellular component: nucleus. The transcript is spliced from 7 exons. The coding region runs from base 323 to 799 and encodes 158 amino acids. The record is from RefSeq and is a predicted model, not a curated record. Gene Ontology annotation, molecular function: SUMO conjugating enzyme activity. NCBI's taxonomy places the organism in Eukaryota, Metazoa, Chordata, Actinopteri, Beloniformes, Belonidae. Gene Ontology annotation, biological process: protein sumoylation.